Messenger RNA from Paramacrobiotus metropolitanus, 1390 nucleotides. RefSeq lists its product as uncharacterized. Gene Ontology annotation, biological process: sensory perception of taste. The transcript has 5 exons. Lineage: Eukaryota; Metazoa; Tardigrada; Eutardigrada; Parachela; Macrobiotidae. Gene Ontology annotation, cellular component: membrane. The record is from RefSeq and is a predicted model, not a curated record. Bases 47 to 1390 code for a protein of 447 amino acids.
AUACUUUAAUCAUAUCUUUGGAUUCCAAGCUAGAAUACUUAGCGCCAUGGGCCUAUGGUCCACAGUACCAAGUGCCAGUAAACGUUUUGCAAAGUGGACAUUUCUACGUCGUACGGUGACCUUAGCCGUUGUUCUACCGGCAAUGAUCAGCACCAUAUACUGGCUAAUUAGGACCUUUUCCUAUAUAGGCCCUCAGGAGUAUUUCGCGCCCCAUGAACGUCCCCUUAUUCGAUCACUGGCGACCAUCCCUAUGGUGGCCAUCCCGGCACGAGGAAUUUAUGUCCUUAUGUGCCUGACUUUUGGUCACGUGGAUCUCGGUAGUUUAGCUGAAGAGAUUGAAAAGGUCGCGGUUAUUUCGGUUAAUUCACGGGAGAUGUACGUGCAUCUUCUAAAAAAAUGGCGUAGAACGAAUGCUUUAUUACUAGUAUACUGUAUAGCGGCAUUCUGGACAACGGUUAUCCUCAAUGACCUCCACAACUCCCUGAGCCUCACCCACGGCUCAGAGGAUGGCAGUGUGAAGUUGGCGCCAUUGAGCCUGCGCAUCCCGUUAUGGGUAAUUAUUGUCAUGGAUGUCGUAUUUUCCAGGAUUCCAUACGUGCUAUCCCAGUUGGUGUUGAUUACAAUUACGGCCAGCGCCUUUGUGCUAAUUGACUGUGUGGUUAGUGUUAACGGUAAUUUGGAGGGCUUGGACGGGGAGAUUGUGGAGAUGAUGACGCAGCCCAGCGAUCUACCAACACGGAACCGUUGUUCAGGAUACUUAGACAAUCCCGUGUACGGGAUAGAGCGCUCGACAUCUGUAGCGGAGACACUAAUGCAGGUCCGCGCGGCACAGUUUCAUUUUGUGGACCGUACCAACCACAAACUGGGUGUGUUUCUUUUGAUUUCUUAUCUCGUUGAUCUUGUCGUCUCUGCCGGCAUGCUGGCAGUGGUGAUCACAAAUGAAGAACACACGCCAUAUUCCUUGCCAGCAAAAGUGGUGGGAACAGCUGUAUUUGUCAGUUACGCCAUACUCGUAUUUGUUCCGAUGGUCAUUGCAAGUGAAAAGGCUUUGUCGACUGCGUCAAUCCUGUACCAGACGAUCAUGAAAGCGAAUGACCUGCUGAAAACACCGCAGGGAAAAGCCUUACGGAAAGUCCUAACUAAAUUUCGAACCCUGGCGUCGGCUUUUCCGAUAAACUUUAGCGCUGGCAAUCUGUUCUACAUCGAUCGAAAUUUCUUGGUAGCGACCUUUACACUACUGUUUACCUACGCCGUACUGGUUCGCGAAUUUUUGGAUCAGCAAGACGUCAGGGCCCUCGUCGAAACAUCUGCAAACACUUCCGCUUUAUUAGAAGCUGUGCUAAAUACGACAAAUGUUAGUACACCAGUACCGCUGAUGAAACAUUUGUGA